AUGGAGUCGACUGACCCGCCAGCGGAAUCUCAAGGCCUGAGUGACUCGGGCUCAGCGCUACCACCACGACAACAACCGUCAAAGCGCACCAAGGUCACACUGGUGGCCUGCCAGUCAUGCCAGCACCGGAAGCAUAAGUGCGAUGGUGCGCGCCCCAUCUGCUCGCAAUGCCGAGCCAGGAAGCGACCAGACUGCACAUACGACGCCGCAGGCGAUCAAAGACGAACGUCGGCCUUGAAGCAACGCAUCCGGGAUCUUGAGAGACAAACAAGGGACCUCCAGGAUGUCCUUGUGGGCAUCGGGGCCUCGGCCGACAGCGAGGCGGCCGCCUCGACUGCUCGACAGCUGGCCGAUGGCGGCUUCCAGCACACAGCCGAAGUUGCGCAAGCUUUCAGGAUGGAUGAGACAAAGGACAAGACGCACGCCGAGUCCUGGAAAAACAUAACGGUGAGGCCAGCGGGAUAUGGUGAGGCGGCGGAUGAUGCAAUGUUCGAGGCGUCGCCCUCCAGUGCGGAGACCACAGACAGCGUGGACCCGGAAGGCAUCGUAGACCCGAGGUUACAAUACUGGCCGAUUGAUACAGCGGAGGGGACUGCCCCGUUCGGACUGCAUGAGGACGACAAUACAGUAAUGCAGACGCUCGAGAUGUACUGGCCGGGCAGCGUGGGUGCGGAGGCAGGCUUCCUGGAUCAGACGCAAGCGCAAUGGGACGGGCAAGCAGGAGCAAGUACAUGGGCCAGCGGACCCAGUGGCGGCGCGGCACCCGACGCCGCACCGCCGGGAACGGGGCAGGCUGGCGCGCGGAGGCGGGGAUGA
Diplodia corticola is the source of this 816-nucleotide messenger RNA. Its product is annotated as nitrogen assimilation transcription factor nira protein. NCBI's taxonomy places the organism in Eukaryota, Fungi, Ascomycota, Dothideomycetes, Botryosphaeriales, Botryosphaeriaceae. The coding region runs from base 1 to 816 and encodes 271 amino acids. Gene Ontology annotation, molecular function: zinc ion binding; DNA-binding transcription factor activity, RNA polymerase II-specific. The transcript has 4 exons. The record is from RefSeq and is a predicted model, not a curated record. Gene Ontology annotation, biological process: regulation of DNA-templated transcription.